CUAAACACUCAUGAAAAGCCGGCUAUCCAUCUCAGUGGCCUUGAAAAAUAGUCAUUGCGAGAAAGCAGAGUGUUUCAGAAAACGAAGCGACGACCACAACGUCCCCGGGUGUUGCUCGGCGCGCGGGGCAGGACAAUGACAUGCACGAGUUACAUAGAGGCACCACCACUGUCCCUAGGAUGUGUGCGGCACACCACUUCCUGGCAUCGCGGCGCUGUACCCGCGUGUUAAUCUGUUGUUGGUGAAGACUGUGGCACAUCCUUGGGAGUGUGAAUGGGCGUGGGCGGUGGUGGAGUUCGCACGGCCUUCCUUGCUCCCCGACCACCGCCACAACACAGCGCAGCACCUCAAGGUGAAAGGAAUCGCCUCCUGGAAGCACAAAGUACAGGCGAUAAUUUUCCUUCCCCGGAGCAGGAGAGCCGCAGAGGGCCACGAGAGGUGCCACGCCGCGCCGCGCCGCGUGACGUAACGCCCGCCCGCUGUAUAUAAAGGCGCACGCCGCUUGUCUCCGCCACAACACACGCCAGUCCUCCACCAUCUCCACCUCCUCCACCAUGAAGACCUUCCAGGUUGUGAUCAUGGCCGCCGCCGCCGUCGUCCUCGCCGCCGCCGCGCCGCGCCCCGACAGCCCACCCAAGUACGGCCCACCGCCCCCACACUACAAGGAGCCCGGGAUGCCCUACGACUUCGCCUACGCCGUCAAGGACGACUACACCGGCAACGACUUCGGCCAAGAAGAGAGCAGCGACGGACACGUGACCAGCGGGUCGUACUACGUGGCGCUGCCCGACGGCCGCGUGCAGAAGGUGUCCUUCACAGCGGACCACGAGGGCGGCUACGUGGCCGACGUCACCUACGAGGGCGAGGCCACCUACCCCGCCCACCCCGCCCCGCCCGCCUAUGGGCCCCCCGCUCCUCCUGCCUACGGCCCCCCUGCCCCCUACGCCUAGAUCACCCCGCCGCUAGCCACGCCGUCCCUUCUGAUCUGCUAUUUAUUGAGUGUACUCAAGCACUUGCUGCUACUUGUUAAUAAAGGCACGACCCCA
Molecule: messenger RNA, 1046 nt
Organism: Scylla paramamosain (green mud crab)
Lineage: Eukaryota; Metazoa; Arthropoda; Malacostraca; Decapoda; Portunidae
Product: cuticle protein 21-like
Exons: 2
Coding region: 555-950 (131 amino acids)
Cellular component (GO): extracellular matrix
Source: RefSeq, a predicted model, not a curated record